This is a messenger RNA of Coniophora puteana RWD-64-598 SS2, 1433 nucleotides long. Its product is annotated as S-adenosyl-L-methionine-dependent methyltransferase. Lineage: Eukaryota; Fungi; Basidiomycota; Agaricomycetes; Boletales; Coniophoraceae. Bases 68 to 1111 code for a protein of 347 amino acids. The transcript is spliced from 7 exons. Gene Ontology annotation, molecular function: methyltransferase activity. The record is from RefSeq and is a predicted model, not a curated record.
CAACCACCAACACGUCCACAAUGAUGAUACCUCCAGCGACACUGACUCAUCCGACAGAUACACUGAGAUGUCUUGGGACUUCCCUAGUGUCGCGAGCUCAAGGACGUCAUACGAUGUUUCUAUGCGGUCCGCCUCCCCCACACCCUCUGUCGUAUCCGUAACGAGCUCCUUUCGCGCUCAGGCUUUUCGUACAGAGUACGGCAGAGGUUUGAACAACUAUUCGGAGGUGUACACGCUUCCCGCAGACGACGAAGAGAUCGAUCGCCUGAACAACCAAUACCUCAUGUUCAAUGAGGUGAUUGGCAAGUACCCCCCGCCACUCCCGGAGGUUUUGGCCGAAGAUAAUCUCGGCGGUGUGCCGGGCGAAAUCAAGGCCGUACUCGACUUGGGCUGUGGGAGCGGCUGCUGGAUAAUGGAUAUUGCGCGUCAGUUUCCUCACUGCAGCGCUGUCGCGGUGGAUCUUGUUCCCAUGCAGUCUCCGGACAUGCCUCCAAACUGCAGGAGCGAAGUCGAUGACAUCAAUCUCGGCCUUGAGCACUUUUACGGAGACUUCGACGUGGUCCAUGUCCAACUUGUCUCUUCAGGCAUACGGGAUUAUCAAGGUCUCAUCGACCAUAUCAGUCACGUCCUCCGCCCGGGUGGCUUAAUGGAACUCAUCGAAUUUCCAUUUGCAUUCACUGGCGCCGACCACGUCAACAUCGUAAGAGGUCCAGGCGAAUAUGGCCCUCCAUGGGCUGCCCAAUGGAUGGCGACCGCCCGGCAAGCCGUUAUGCAACGCGGUGGAGAGGCUGAUGCCUCGGGUCACCUGCGUCAAUGGGUCGAAGACCAUCCGGCGUUCGAGAACGUGGUCUAUCGCGAGUACUGGUUCCCAUGUUCCCCGUGGCUCCGAGGGAACGACCCCCAGAGUGCUAAAUGGAAUCGCAUCGGCGCAACGAUGCGAGACGACAUUGUGGCGUUCAUGAAGGGUGGCAGGCCUCUUCUCCUACGAAGCGGUCUCUCGGAGGCAUUCGUCGAUGACCUCCAGACGAAAGCUGUGAACGAGCUCAUGGAAGGGAAAGAGCCCGUGUUUGUAUGCAUACAGAACAUCUACGCCCGGAAGAAAACGACUUAAUCACAUACACCUUAUUUCCCUCUCUUUACGGACGCUAAUGUCAGCUCAUAGGAUACUGUACUUUUCUUACUGGCACUAUAAUCUCCUGCAUACCGCACUAUAUCUCGUUUCUUGCAUACACCUCAUAUAAUGUGGCAGUUUCACCAUGCUUUUUACGCCUUAUUGUUAUUGGGAGAUAAAACGGGCUGCAGCUGGGCUAGCUGAACGUUUUCACUAGGCUACACUUUGAUCCUCGUUGCACCUUAGGCUUAUGUAGUAAUUUGGAUCCAGGUAGCUGGUGCGCACUGGCACCCGUCGACGCAAUCUUGUAGUGAUUGUGAAC